GUCCUUUCCAGACGAGCAGGACACAAGGAAAAGUGACUACUGAACCUUGCCAAGACACAGCAGCUGCAGAAACUGCCAGAGCCUAAAGGAGACAGACUUGCCAGGACUCAAGCAGCUCUACAUCAUGAACAAUGAGGAGAGUGUGUCUGCUGUUAAUAACCCAGAUAAUGCCCAUGUCACCGAGCCUCCAUAUGCUAUGACCCCUGGAAGCCAGAAGAAGCCUUUGGAAAGGAAUACUUACCAGGCACCAGCAAAAAUGCUCCGCUUUACAGGGAGUGGAAACUUACAGAACCCAUACUGUGUGGUCCAGCAUCCAGCUGGAAUGACAGGCUUGCAGGCCCAGCCCACUCGGAUACCAUACUCAGGGGGAACGGCUAAUGUGCAAUGCUCACCAGAAAUAACAACUGCCCCAGGGCCAGCAAAGACAGCAAGCCAUCUACAGUGGAACAUGUCCUCUAUGUCCUGUUCUGAAUUUAAUCCCAAGAAAGUCAUAAAUGAAGAAGUCAGAACAUUAGGGGGCAUCCAGAUCAUCAUUGGCCUACUUCAUAUUGUGUCUGCAUUCAACCCUGAACUAUACAGGAAUACUACUGUGCUGGGGUUAUCAGGGUACCUGGUCUGGGGAGGACUGUCUGAUUUCGGACCAUCCAGUUCAGAGCUCCCUCCUGACUGUACAAGGUUUAUCAUCUCUGGAUUCCUCUCAGUCUGGGCUGCAAAGGACCCCAGAAGCUGCCUGGUGAGCACCAACAUCGGCAUGAAUGUCAUCAGUUCCAUCUUCUCCCUUUUGGGCGUCAUUAUUAUCGUUGUAGAUCUGUGUGUUUCCAACGCUGAUGUUAAUUCACUGACGGGUUGUCUGAAGGCAAUCUCUGGGGGUCUCCUCCCCUUUGCCCUCCUGGAAUUCAUCAUCACCUGUAUGAUCUCACAUUUUGGGUGCCAGGCUGCCUGCUGGACUGAUUUUAAGAACAUCUCAACCAUGUUCAGUAACAACACAGUCAACACGUCCAGUGGAUGUAUCAACAUGACCAAUGGACCUGUCAAUACGACUGAUAGACCUGUCAACAUGACCAAUAGACCUGUUUAUACGACCAAUGGACCUGUCAAUACGACUGAUAGACGUGUCAAAAUGACCAAUAGACCUGUCUAUAUGACCAAUGGACCUGCCUAUACGACUGAUAGACCUGUCAACAUGACCAAUAGGCCUGUCUAUACGACCGAUGGACCUGUCUAUACGACCAAUGGACCUGUCUCUACAACCGAGGGACCUGUCAACAUGACCAAUGGACCUGUCAACAGCACCAGUCCAGACAGUGACACCAACAUCCCAGUCCCCAGUAAUGCUCCCCCUGGACACUCAUACAAAGAUAGAGAUGGUCUUGACCAGCAAUAGCUGACAGAAUACCCAUUUCAAUGACAUGGAAGUACCUCUGCAAUGGUAGCUUUGCUUCCACAUGAAACAACUGAGACCUUGACCCUGGCAUAACCACUAGGCCAAGAUGAACACCCAUUUUUCCCUCCUCUUCACUCUUAAGCUUCCCUUUGGUUUGCUAUUAAUGUGCUUUUUUAAUUCAUAAAUGUCUCCCUUUGA
Molecule: messenger RNA, 1582 nt
Organism: Peromyscus maniculatus bairdii (prairie deer mouse)
Lineage: Eukaryota; Metazoa; Chordata; Mammalia; Rodentia; Cricetidae
Source: RefSeq, a predicted model, not a curated record